Polypterus senegalus (gray bichir) is the source of this 6601-nucleotide messenger RNA. It is a transcript of the gene twnk, whose product is annotated as twinkle mtDNA helicase. Bases 1549 to 3657 code for a protein of 702 amino acids. Gene Ontology annotation, biological process: mitochondrial DNA replication. Gene Ontology annotation, cellular component: mitochondrion. NCBI's taxonomy places the organism in Eukaryota, Metazoa, Chordata, Cladistia, Polypteriformes, Polypteridae. Gene Ontology annotation, molecular function: 5'-3' DNA helicase activity; ATP binding; single-stranded DNA binding. The record is from RefSeq and is a predicted model, not a curated record. The transcript has 10 exons.
AAAGCAACAGUUAAAACUUUAGUACAAAAUGAAAAACUUAUUAGUAAGUUAUUAGUAAUGAGUGAACCCCACUGGGUUCUCUUUCCCUCAGAUUCAGUAAAAUUGCAGAAUGUUCAGAAGCUUCACCAAACUUGGUGAGCUGUGUUAAACUCAAUGGGGAAGGAGAAAAUGAAUGAGUUUUGAAUAGAUUAUAAUGGUACAAUUGCUUUUUAAGUGUCACUGACAGCUAGGAGAACAUCUGCCAACUAUGCUGGACUGCUUAUUUUGUGAUAAAAUGUGACCUGAGCUGUGCUAACCAAGGUGCCACCAUGCAUCCCUCAGAAUAAAGUAAUUGAAUUAAAUAUAAGUAAAAUUUGUUGCAGAUAGAAAGCAUGAAUUCACUAAGGAUUGCCCCCACAAAUUCGAUAGCAGGCACCCACAUCUCUCAAACCAAAAGGUUGCUUUUUUUCUCCGCUGCUUUUGAUGCUAUCAACUAAGCACAACAUGAAAGGACAUGGAUUCUUCAUUCCUUCCUGUUUGCAUCAGCUAUUGUGCUAUUAAUAGUGUAUGCUCAUAUAUUACAUACACGUGUCACAUACAAGUUCAUACAAAAGGCACAUUUCUGUUUUGUUGUGUGUGUGUGUGUGUUUUGUGUUUAAAUGUAUUCACAGGUUCAACAAGUUGUAGUCCACUACAAGGAUCAGCAUUGUACACUUGGGGGGCUGGCCCAUCCCUCAUUGACUGCUACAGUUCUCUGAUGUCAUGCUUGCCUUGCAAAGCAUCAUGGAGUUCUGAGGAAAAGAAAGUUUGUCUAAUGCCGGCUGCUCAGGAGAAUAGUUGUAGAAGAUAGUAGCAGACGAACAGAACAUAUUCACUGCAAAAAAUGUUUUGGCAAAUUUCUCAGAUCAACACUAUUAGUAAUUCUAAGGAAUUAUUAAUCAACUUUACUUAGAACAAACUGUUGUAAGAUGGACUUCAAAAUAUAGCAAAAUGGGUGUGAAGCCUCCAAAAUAGAGGCCUUACAUCUGGGUGACCAGGAGUGAAGACUUUGCCUGGCAAAGCUGAUGAGGCAAGACUUUUUCUAAGCCUUGUUGAAUCAGCAGCAGCAGCAACAGGGAGACCACCUUCAGGCCUGGACAAAACAAACAGCAGUAGGACCACCAUUCCACGUGGAGAACGACUAGUCUGGAAAACACAAACCGAGAGUUAACUUACCCAAAGCACCAGGAGAAGUGUGCCAUCAGCUUUCUGACAAGUAAAAGAGGAAAAUAAGCAAGCUAGUGUGACUGCUGUCAAGUAUUCAUCAUCUUCUUUAGUCUGACGCUGACGUCAUUCCCAAAAACGUGAUGGACCUCCAAGGGCCAUUUCCUCAGCGACUACAAGACCAGGGUUGUGCCAGAUGACUAGACGUAGACUCUUCUUGUGGAAUAACAAUAAUGGUGACAGCAGGUAAACCACAAGAGGGGAGAUACAAUGAAAGGCACUCGCACUCAUGAUCAGCGAUAGAACAGUCCAUUGGUCCAUUAAAAGAUCAAUUACAAAAAUAUGGUUCAUCUUUAAAGGUCAAAAAUGCAGUGGCCUGUUGUCUUUCUGAAGAAACCAAUCCAGAUUUUCAAGGAAAUGUUUAUACCUAGAAGACCAAUUUAUUUCAUAAUGACACAAAGACAAUUGAGACCAGUUAACAUUCAGACACCAGCCUUGGUGCGUACUUGUCAAAGCACUUUUUGGAAUUUACGUUUUCAGAGGAACUACAAAAAAGAUUUAAAGACAUCUCUAGAAUAUUUUGAAAACCCAUUGAAUGUGACUGAAAUUAGGCAGUACCUGAAAUCGAAAGACAUUUUGUUUUAUGAUGGCUACUGCUGCUUACAUACUGCAACUCUGUUCAAGCAGCGAUCUGAAGGUUCGGACAGCACAGAAAGGGACAAAUUCUCCUUAUUUAUUGACAAGACUACUGGUCAAUUUCUGUGUAAGGAGACUCUGGUUGAGGGCACCUGGGAGGACUUUCAGGAUUGUAUUGAAGUAAUGCAGAAGGAAGGGCGCAGCUUUUUAAGUCCAAAUGUUCUGGUUGGCUUUCCUGAUACCGAAGAAGAGCAAGAGGAGAAGGAGAUGGAUCGUCGGGAGAUGCAACAAAUCUGGUCUAACUCCAUUGUCCUUUCAGACCUUCCUGAGGAUGAUGCUAAUCUUAUCAAGAUCAUGUUUGGGAUAGGGAAAAUCUCCAAUGGGACUCUGAAGAAAUUUGGAGUCCGGUUUUUUAAGCCUACCAAAAGCCUUGUUUUUCCAUGGCUUUGUAAUAGGAAUAAUAGUAUAAAGGGACUGAAGCUACUUUCUGCUGACUGCCAUGGUGAUGAUGUGGUAUAUAGUGAAGCCACUUUUCCAAAACCUAAUGCUUACCACAAUCUGUUUGGCCUUAGUUUAGUUGGACCCAAGGAUAAUGAAGUUGUUUUGACAGGUCAGGAAAUUGAUGCAAUGGCAGUCAGCCAGGCCACUGGUCUGCCUAGUGUGGCUUUACCUAAGGGGGUUAGUUGUCUCCCACCUGUUUUGUUACCAUACUUGGAACAAUUUAGAAAAAUAACUCUUUGGCUUGGUGGAGAUCUUCGAUGUUGGGAAGCUUCCAAAAUCUUUGCUCGAAAGCUAGGUUUGAAGAGAUGCUCCUUGAUCCGGCCUGGAGAUUCCCAACCUUGUCCAUCUAUUGCAUUGGCCAAGGGAAUAGUACUUGGUAAAAUUCUCAAAGCCUCUAUCCCUGCUGCACACAAGUCCAUCAUUUCUUUUAGACAACUCAGAGAAGAUGUGUUUGGAGAGUUGACAAACAAAGAUCAGGUGUCAGGAAUAAAAUGGACAAGAUUCCCAGAGCUCAAUAAGAUUCUGAAAGGUCACAGAAAAGGAGAGCUAACAGUGUUCACUGGCCCAACAGGCAGUGGCAAGACUACAUUCAUCAGUGAAUAUGCUUUAGACCUGUGUAUGCAGGGGGUGAACACAUUGUGGGGGAGUUUUGAGAUCAACAAUGUUCGCUUGGCCAAGAUAAUAUUAACUCAGUUCUCCCAGCAGAGACUGGAAGAGAGCAUGGACCACUUUGAUGAGUGGGCAGAUAAAUUUGAAGAGCUACCUCUGUACUUUAUGACAUUUCAUGGGCAACAGAAUAUCAAGACAGUGACUGACACAAUGCAACAUGCAGUAUAUCUCUAUGACAUAAGCCACGUGGUUAUUGAUAACCUGCAAUUUAUGAUGGGUCAGGAGAACUUCUCCCUGGACAAAUUUUCUGUACAGGAUUACAUAAUUUCCAAUUUCCGAAAAUUUGCCACAGACAACAGCUGUCAUGUGACACUAAUAAUACAUCCCCGAAAGGAGGAAGACGACAAGGAUCUACAGACAGCCUCAAUAUUUGGCACAGCAAAGGCCAGUCAAGAAGCAGACAAUGUGUUAAUUCUUCAGGAGAAAAAGUUAGUGACGCGUCCUGGGAGGCGUUUUCUACAAGUGGCAAAGAAUCGCUUUGAUGGGGAUGUUGGUGUUUUUCCUCUGGAAUUUAAUAAAAUCUCCCUUACUUUUUCUCCAACAACGGGAAAAAUAAAAUUGCGCAAAUCCAAAGAGGAAACAUUAGAGAAGCCAUUGCAGGCAGAUAUCACAGAAAAAGAGGGAAAGAAGAAGAAAAAGAAGAAAGAUUUAGAGGUGAACACUGAUUAAAUAAAGUGACAAAGAUAUUUUUUACAAACUACAGCUAAUAGUCUGCUGUGAACUGGAAGUUUUUUGACUUCCCUAGUUUGAAGAAUGGCUUGUCUAAUUGGAAAUGAGUUACUGUUUUAUGACAAAGGAGAAAAUACUUUUCAGGAAAAAGUAAGCAUACAGCUUGGAAAAUACAAACUCAAAGAUGAUUUUGGAAGCAUGUAUGUACUUUGUAUGCUAUGUAUGAAUUCAUUAUUUCUUUUUUUAGGAAUUGUAAAUUUUAAUAUAUUGAGAUGUACGCUUUGGUCUCAAAUACCCCUGAUUUUACAGGAGUUCUCAGAGAGCACAUUGGUUUCUGUCCGAAUGUUUCAGAAAAAUAAACUGAUUGAGACCAAGAAUAUGUAUUCUUUACUAAAGUAUAAAAUAAUCUAAUUAUGACAGUUUGCUGACCUAAGACAGCACUGAAGAAUGAAAUGUACUGUAGCCAUUGAGUAAGGGUAUUCAUGAAGUAUUUUACCCUUAAGUAACAAAAAUAAACUUUUAUAAGACACCAGUUAGUGGUGUGGUUCCUUGGCACUGAAAUUCUGUAUUUUUAUUAUUUUUGUUUUUAGAAACGCUCCUGCCCAAUGAUCUUCAACAGUAGAUAACUGGCAUUCAGUUGUUUAUAUUAGAAAAUAAUAGAUUCCACGGUAGAGCAUCAUAAAGUUAGUUCUAGAGAAUUUGCAUUUUAUGAAUUUUUAACUCCUUCAGGUAAUACUGUGAUAUUACAUUUUGGUUUUUUUUCAUAUUAAUAAGAAUUUUUACUUAAUGUGGUUACGUCUGUCUUUUUUUUUUUUAACUGUUUUGUCAGUUAAAUGUUUAAUUGCUUUGUAUUGCAGCACCAGUUUUCUCCACAGUGGGGCAGCAAAGCACUUUGCUUUAAAAACACAAUACUUUGGCAUUUCCUAUAACAGAUGGGAGGUCAUUUCCAAUUUGCUUGGGUGGCUGCAGAGAGAUUAGUGUCAGGAUAUGCAGCACAUCUUGCAAGGUCAACAAAGGACAAACACAGAAUUAAAGUGGAGAUUCAGAAAAGCACAUGAGUGUGGCAGUUUUUGUAUAGAUAAAUCAGGUAGUCUUAAUUUUUUAUACUUCUUGUCCACAGCCUGGUUUAUUUAAAUACCAUAAAACAAAUCAUAUUAUUUAACAGUCAUUGUAUAUGAAUACAAAUCUGAAAUGUACAUCAGAAUACCAAAUAUUAAAAAGUUAAUUAGGUGUGGGAAUAGCAUGUUUAAAACGCAAUAGAAAAAAACAUUGAUUUUCAGCCUUAAUUUAAUGUUGAGGAUGAAGAAAAUUCACAGAUGAACUAAGGCACAGUGUUCCAAAGAUAAUUAGGUAAUUGUGGUAAUGCUGAACUAGGAAACGGCAGCCUCAUUUGCUUCAGGUGGUUUUAUAACUCCCUAUAAUCAUUUUGCUCUGGUCUCAAUUUAUGCCUAUUAUGCUAUAAAGUAAACUUUGAGUAGUUCCAUUGAGAAAAUGAAAAACGUAGACACCCUGUUCUGGAGUGUUAAUUAAGCUAGUGAGAGUACUAAUAUGACGUACAUUUAAUCAAUGUGUAUGUUAGAUUCUGUUCAUUAAUGUGUUGUGUAAAACACAUUAACUUGGAAAAGUCACACUGCAGGAGUUGAGCUUUUAACUCAUUCAGAUUACAUUUCGGAAAAUUAUCAGGCCAUUUUCUGUUGUUAACAUGGGUAAAAUGAAACCAUUUCAAAAUAUUAUUUGGGUUUUAAAUAAUGUGAUACCAUUUUCAGUGACUUUGUAGAAGAUUAGAUGCUAAAAGUACACUGGAGAAUGCUGAGACACUGUUUCUGAAACCAUUUCGAACCUGCUAGAAAAGUCCAGUUUUUUUAUCACCAGGUAAUUCUUUCCUUUAAAUUAAUUUCUUACUUAAACUUCUCAUUUCUGCAAGACAAAUGACCUAAGAGAAUGAACCUCUUUUUAUUCUGUGUAAUACAGUAGUACUGAUCAGUAUUGUUUAGUAGCAUUUUACAUCACAAGGUCCUGUCCAAAGUUGAUUCCUGACUUGUGCCAAAUGAAGCAGUGUUAGGCUUUGGGCUAACACAACCCUCUAGUAAAAAAAAAACUUCGUUUAGAUUGUGGACGGUCAAUGUGUCAAUUUCUAUGAGUUCACCCGAAAGGUGGUCAGAGUAUGGAACAAAUUAUCAUAUUAUAUAUGGAGCAGAAGUCCUAACAACUUGUAAAAUCUAUGUGGAUAAGAUACUGCGAUAAGUCAACUAUUAACUAAACAAAGGAGUUUGAACUGAAUGCACUCUCAUGGCUGUUUUCUCAGACUUUUAAUGUUAUUAUGUUAAUGCGUAAUUCAUCUCUGAAUGUAAGACUGAAUAAAGAACUUUGAUGUAAAAAGGUAUACUAGCAUUAUUGUAAGCAUAAAGCAAACUGAAUCAUUUAAAUUAAUAAAGUACUUAAUUUAAAGUCAUGAUUCAGACACACAGAUCAUCCAGUGUGCCCCACCAGAACUAUUUGAACCAUUUUUUUUUCAGUUUGCAAUCAGUUGUGGUGAAUGAAGGUUUAUCUUUGUAGCCGCUAGGCCUCUAGGUGACACAGCCUGACAGUGUAAAUGAGUUUUUCUUUACAUAUGGUAUUAUUAAUAUAAUGAGCCCAACUUGGUUUCCACUUACAUUCAAACUGAAGUUAAGUUGAGGAAGCUUCCCAUAUAUACAGGUUUAUAGGGUCAAAUUGUCACAUGUACAGAGAACAGAGAUUGCAAAUAUGUAAUGUAUAUUGGGGUACCUUCUAGAAAUCCCUCAGAAUUGAAGGUUAAAUGAAAUGAAAACCUAAUGUAUUCAAAUUCACAAAAUACAAAGAGAUGUGGGGUGUAAAUGCAAAUUAGGAACCACAUUAAGAAACCUUCUUACUUUCACCUCCGUAACAUAUUCCUUGUUCACUCAUUCCUCUCAUUUUCUAAUGC